Bursaphelenchus okinawaensis is the source of this 11561-nucleotide messenger RNA. The record is from the annotation of a GenBank genome assembly. NCBI's taxonomy places the organism in Eukaryota, Metazoa, Nematoda, Chromadorea, Rhabditida, Aphelenchoididae.
AUGAUCUGGCCAGCUAUCGGCCUAUUAUUAGCACUUCAAGUGCAUGUUCACGCACAACGACCGGUCGGUAAGUUGAAGCUUUUGUUUUGGACUGUUUUGCUUGAUUUUAGUUGAGGUUAAUGAAAAAAAUGAUAGUUUGCGAGCAUUAUGUUAUGUUAGAUACCUAAAAUAAUAUUCGGUUUUGAUGCAAUGGUUUUGGGUAAGAUGGAUAAAGAAAAGUUAGUAUUAAGAUAAUAAAGCAUUUUUUAUAAAAUGGUAUUUAAAACUACGGUUUAAACGUGUAAAAUACGGUUUUUUCUGGAAGGACGUAAUAUUUAGAUAACAAAGUUGAAAAGUUGGUAUUUUAGCUAAAAAUUUUUGAGAAAAAGCAACAAUUUCUCACCUAAUAUAAACCUGAAGUAACAUUAUUUAAACUAAUAAACCCAGCUUUCACUUUACUAUUAAGCUAUUUUGUCAAUAGUUUUGCUUUGAUCUCUAUUUUCUUGAUAUUAUUCAUGAAGACCUAAGGUUGCCAUCGUUAUUUCUUGUCGUAUUGUGUCAAAUAUAGUCUUAAAAUGAAGGUAAUGAACAGACUUUGGUUCAAAAAAGGUGGUUUGGAUCAAAAACAUGAAGAAGGUAUUGAAAAUUGACUUGGUUUCUCACCUUCUCCUCGGUUUUUAAGAGAUUUUGAGGUUUUACGUUGAAAAGGUUGAAAUUAAUGCUGAUUUAGAUAGCAAUCUGUUCGGAAAUUUUGGUUUUAAGGAUUGUGGAGGCUUUUUGAGAAGUUGAAUUUUAUGUAAAAUACGUAAUUCAUUGCGCUGGAAUGAUCAAAUGAUGUUGACUGUGUCGCUUUUUCGCAAAUUUUGAUGUUUUUCUAACAAAACCUUGAAGGAUUCUAAUGGUAAUGAAGUAGAAUAGAAUUAAAUUUAAGUUUAAAACAUUGCUUGUGGUCUUUCGAAGCUGUUUGAUAUAGAAAUUUUUACGAUGCAGGCUUAUAAAUAUAUAAAAUGUCAGCUGAAAGGCAUCUUAUACUUGAUUUUUGGCUUAUUUUUAAUGUUUUUGACCAUAAAAUUGAGGAAAAUGUAUGAUUAAAGGAUAUAAUGAACUGUUUGUAAGGUAUACAAUAUUGCUUGAUGUUUUUUGAUGUGGUAUUUGUUAAAAUGCGGAAUAUCAGUUCGGUGUAAGAUAAUGAAGUAUCAAAGUCUUAUACUUUGUUUUUCAAAAAUUUUGAUGUUUUUGGUAAAAACUUGGCUGUUAAUAAUGUUUAAUGGCCUGGAUAACAUAAUUAUGGACUUUUAAAGCAUUCCAUGUUAUUUUCUAAUAUUGGUUAUUAGGUAAAAUACGAGGUCUUCAUCUUUUAUAGAUAAAUACAAUGAGAAAUGGCAUGCGUUUCUUGAACAUUUUGAUGUUUUUGAUGAAAACUUGGCUAGUAAUGAUGUUUUAUAGCCUGUGUAACAUAGUUAUUGGUUUUUAAAGGGUUUUUUGGUAUCUUCUAAUAUUUUUUGUUAGGUAAAAUACGAUAAAUGCAACUGUUAAGAGAAAAGUAUAAUGAAAAAGGGCAUUGGCUACCUCAAUAUUUUUUCAAAAAUCAACGAUAUUUUGUGAUCAAUAACCUAUUAGGUUGUUCAAAUAAUUCUGUGCUCCCUAACCCAAAUUUGCUUUGAAAGGGGGCAUAGAAUUAUUUGAAAAACAAAAUAUUAUUGAUUUUUUAAAAUUCUUUAAUUUACCCCUAAAAGCAUCAAAUUACAGUACAGCAAAGAAUUAUCGAAAAAUCCGCGCGAAUUAUCUGCUUUAAUGGUAUGUUAUCCUUUUAGCGCAUCUGUUGCUCUUCGCGCACGACAGAAUGUCCAGCUGAGCCUUGUUUCGUUUAUGUUUCUAAAAACAAUUGGCUAAAUCGAAUUAUGCAUUAAACGGCCAUUCACGAAAGUUGGCCACGAAAUUCGAGAAUAAUGGCCUUGAAGCAGGCGAUUUGAAAUGGCAUAAAUUAGGGAAAUGAUUAACGUUAUGGCGUUUAUAACGGCAAAGAAUUGAGAACUUUAUAAAGAAAUGGCAAGAAUUUUUUUUGCAAAACUUGAAAUGGCAGGAACAUUCUUUACAAAUCAAAAAAGCGCAAGAACUUUCUUUACAAAAAAAAAUGACAAGAACAUUCUUUACAAAACAUGAAAUGGCAAAAACUUUCUUUACAAAACGAAAGAUGGCAAGAACUUUCUUUACAAAGCAAAACAUGGCAAGAACUUUCUUUAUCGAACAAAAAGUCACAUUUAUUGUAUAACAUGUCACCUGCAGGCUGCGAAAGGCAAAUUUUUGCUUAUUUUUGUAAACAAAUAGUGGAACGUCCUUUGUAUUGCAAGAACUUUCUUUACAAAAUAAAAAACCGCUAUAAAUUCCUUUACAAGGCGUAAAAUGGCAAGAACUUUCUUUACGGAACAUAAAAUGGCAAGAACUUUUUUUACAGUACAAAAAAUGGCAAGUAUUUCCUAUAGAAAAUUUAAAACGGCAAGAACUUGAUUACAAGAAAUAUAUGUCAAUUUUUUAAGAAACUUUUUUUAUAAUUUUUUUUUUCUAUGAAUGUAAAAUACGUUGUUGGCAUUCAACUUGCUUUCUUUGAAUUAAAAAAAUUAUUUUUCGUUUUAAAAUCGCAAUGUUGUCGAAAUUAAAUCGACCGGUAAAACAUACGAACAAAUGAAUUAUUGAAGCGCGUAAUUGGGGGGGGGGGGAGAUUUGGGUAAAACAAACAGAGUUUAAGGAUCCGUCCAUUUAUCCUCGUCUUAAGAGCCUCUAAUUCGCUUUGUUUUCCCAUACAAGGUCACACGGCAUUCACAAUAUGAAAAAAUAUGAAAAUUUGGAAAAAGUUUGAAAUGAUAGUAAAAUAAGUUACAGUAACUUGGGUUUAAUAAGCCACAAUAACUUGCUUUUUACAGUGGGAAACAAGCAGAAUCUCUAAAAUACAAAAAAACUAAAUAAAGACAAAAAAUUAUAUUAUACAUGCUUUCAGAGCCCAGAAGAACAUGUUUGGAGCACUUCUUGAGCGGCGAGACCGGCGUCAAAGUUUUGCCACUAUCACCAGAUCAACAAACUUCAUAUAACGUGGAGUGCGAGAUGCCAAACGAUCCGGAAAAGCUGUUACCGGUCGGAGUUUCAAUCAGAAAUGCCUUGGAACGAUGGACCAAAUUGGAUUCGGAGCCAAAAACUAUCGGAUAUCAGUAGGUUUUUUUUUAAAUUAAGGCUCCAGUGGUCAGCUUAUGUUUCGAAACGAAAGAUUUAACUGGCGAAGGCCGGCAAAUUGGUCCCACCCUCUUUACAGGUCUAUUUGUGUCAUUAAAUAGAUCAUCGGCACGCGAUCACAAUAUAAUAAUAAAUCGGAUCAUAUUCAAAAUUUUUAUUGGGAUUUGGCUUUUGCUGCGAAGCCGCAACACAAACAUGAAAGAGAUCUUUUAGAGACACAAAUAAGCGUGCGAGGAUUAGAUUUACAAACAAAAGUGCUAAGUAUUUGCAAAUAUUUUGAGUAUUAAAGUACUUCAAGCAGUGUUAUAGUACUUGAAGCAAGAUGGGAAAGAACUUUCUUUACAAAAAUGGAUUUUUUGACUGAAACAGCAACAACUUUCUUUACACAGUAGGAAAGCGCAAGAACUUCCUUUGUAAAACAUAAAAUGGCAAGAACUUUCUUUACGGAACGAAAAAUGGCAAGAACUUUCUUUACAAAUUUUAAAAUGGCAAGAACUUUUCUUACAAAACAGGAAAUGUCAAGAACUUUCUUUAAAAAAUAAAAAUUGACAAGAAAUUUACAAAAUAAAAUACGGCAGUAACUUUGUUUACAAAAUAAAAUACGGCAAUAAAUUUGUUUACAGAACAAAAAAUGACAAAAAAUUAAAUUCAAAUUGAUUUCAACUAUAAUAUGGUCACUUUACAGAGUGUCAAGUUGGGCAUUCCUUCGCUGGUUAAUGGAAGAAUCAGACUUUUGUUAUCAAGAAUUCUCUGUCAGCUGGAUUCCAGAUGUUGGAAUGGAUAGAAUGUGAGUAAAACUAUUUUUCUAUUAUGAAAGUAAAAUACGGUUUUCAGUUCAAUUAAUUUUAAAAUUGAAAAAUACUGAUAUUCAUUGAGAUUUUUCGUUUUUAACAAUAUAAAUACAAUAUUUGGUCUUUUUUAGAUUUGAAUUCACAGUGGAAUCGAUCAAAGGAACGAGAAGAACGUUUCAUUUCAACUCCAGCAAACCAAGUAAGUUUAUCACAAUAGAACUUCUGCAUAACAAAGUCUAACGGAAUUUUUUUCUAACUUUAAAAUGUUUGACAGAUUUCUAAUACAGGGUUUUCAGUUUAUAUUAGAGAACUCCUGUACGUCGAAUCGCUCGGGGAUUUCACAUUUUGUUUUUUAAAAAAUUUUUGGUUGUCUCUUAACCUAAAAAUGUCUUUUAGUCUUAUUUUACUUUCUUGAACUUUUGAAUUUUUAAAUUUUUAAAAAGCAGUGAAAUUUUUUUAAAUUUGUACAUUUUUAUCCUCAAAAACACUUUUUCCAACUAUAUUUUACCUGUAUUAAUCCACCAAUCAGCCCCAAAAGAAAAGGGUUCGAAAAGGAAAGAGAGAGAGUUGUGUACGCCCAUAGCCCGUUGAACGCACGCCAUCCCGUCCGAUCUGGCAAGUGAAGCAACGGUGCGCUUGAUUAGUACUUGGAUCGGAGACGUCCUUGGAAUCUCAAGUGGCGUACGCAUUUUUGCCAUGUUAUGUUACUUUUUGGUACUAUUUUGGGUUUGGGUGUAGGAGAGGGUGGUUUUAUAUUGUUUUAGGGGUGUUUUUGAGCAGAAAUCAUGGUAUUUAGGCUUAAAUUUUGAGUUUUCAAAAGUUUUUGUUAGUUUUUUGAGGAAAAAAUAAACUAUAAUAACCUUAUUUUCAGCCGUCGAAGAAAUAAAGAUAUUGGAAAAUGAAGACGCAGGAAUUCUACACAUUUUCCCACCAACAAACGUGGGUAAUAUGUCGAUUCAAGUGAAGACCACCCCCUUGAGAUGUCGUCAGAACAUACUCAAAGAUCCGAAAUGCCUUUUCGAGUUGAACUCACCAUCAGAUCGGAUUGGAAUCGACAUUUCUGGACGAAAUAGUAUCAGUUUUGCGUUCAGGACUGAUGUUCCAUCAACACCAUUCUUGACUAUCAAAGGAACGGACGGUCCUGUCAGGGUGGACAUUCUUGAAGGUAGGGGGAGGGUUUUUGAGUCUUUGAAAGGGGGAGAUGCAAAAUGGUUGAAAAUUUGAAUAAUAUUGGAAGUUAGGUUAUUUUUGACGGUUCUGUGGUUUUUUUAAAUUUUUUGGCUGAUAAGGAGACAAGUUAAACGAUGAAACAUGUUUUUUGUAUAACACACCUCCUGUCAUUUUUAAAGUAUACAAGACGUUUUUUAUAUAAACUUUCUUUUAAAAAUGGCUAAAGACAUGUUAUACGGUGAAACAUGUUUCAUCUUAUAACAUGUCAUUUUUUGGAAAUAUCUGUAUAAAAAUGUAAGCUAUUGAUAAAGGCUGCCUUUUUCACUUUAUUUGUAAAAUUUUGGAAUUUGAUAAUUUUACAAAAAGUUGUGACGUUUUUAAAAUUUCAGGCUACCUAAUCUCAGUGAAUCAAUUCGUCUCCCCAAUGAAGCUCUUGGGCGAUGGAAGAUGGCACACCGCCUUCAUCGACAUUCCAAACAUGUACCUCUACAUUGAUGGCCGUCAGAACACUGGCAUCUCGCUGUCAAGCCGCGGCCGAACCCACAAACUCGAGAAAUUCGAUAUUGUCAUCAAUGGCCUGGUGACAGCCGUCACCCUGAACUCUGGCAGUUGGGAAUGUGGAGGAUCAUUGAAGCUGCAAGUCUCCAAUACUCAGCACAUUCUGCGAAAGAUUUGUCCCAAAAGCGAAGCCAGCUUCUGCGAAUGCAAAGCUCCGAACUCGGCUCUAAUACCCGCUGGCAAUCACUCCGUGGCCAAGUGCACUAUCCCAGACCCAAAUCUGGCCUACACGCUGAAUAGAAACUCAACUCAUCUCGCUUUCUUCUAUUAUCCUGAGUUUCGGGGCAAACAGACCGUUUCUGUGGUGUUUAAGAGUGAUUCGGUAAGUAGGGGGACAUGUUAUACGAUGAAACGUGUUUUUAGUGAUAAUUUUAAAAUUUGAUUUUUGGGAUGAUGGUAUUGUAUUAAAACUGUUUAAUCUGUUAUUUUUACAUGUAGUUUAGGUUUUUAUUGUAAAAUACGACGAAAAAAUUGAUUGGAGACGUGUUAUACGAUGAAAUGUGUUUUUGGAGAUAUUUUUAAAUCGACAAUUCAUUUGAAAAUGAUAUGUUAGAUGGUAGUAAAUCAGUAUAUUGAGCAUUUUUACAUGAAUUUUAGGUUUUUUAUUGUAAAACGCUGUCACGAAGUCGUUGGGGACAUGUUAUACGACGAAACGUGUUUUUGGUGAUAACUUUGAAAUUUUGUUUUAUCAUAUUUCAAAAGAUGGUAGUAAAAUAAAAUCAGUAAAUAAGGCACCUCUAUAUAACAAAACCCCCGUAUAACGAACAACUUUUGAAUGCCCGGCUAUCAUUACACAGUGCAUUUUAAACCUCUCUAUAACAAAAGCUCUUUAUAACGAACGAAUUUUGAUUCCCCUAGCGAUUCGUUAUACAGUGGAACUCCUUGUUCGUUAUAAAGGAGUUUUGUUAUACAGGGGUUUUAAAUGCACUUUGUAGUGGUAGACGGGGAUUCAAAAGUUGUUCGUUAUACGGGAGUAUCGUUAUAGAGGAGUUCGUUAUACAGAAUUUCUUCUGUAUAGAGAAUUUUUUAUCUAAAAUUUUUUAAAAUUUUUUAAAAAAAGUUCGUCGUACAAACGUUCUACGGAUUUUUACUAUUUUUAAUUAAAUACUGAAAUUUCAGGAAGUAGGACUAGUCCUACUAGGCCAACACAAGGACACCGGCUCAGCCAAACAACGCUUCCAAGUCCACUACGAACGUGACACGAUGACCGCCGUCUCCUGUCUAAUCGAACAGAACGAGCAAGCGGUGUGCCGUGCCUGCUCCCUGAAACGACCAAAAGGCUUUGGUCGAAACGAAUGGACCCGGGUAUCACUUUUCUACAGCCACAAAAGCUUCCAGUUCUUGACUGUCGACGAACAAAUAUGCAAAUUAUCACCGAAUGAUAAAGAAAGAGGCCUCAAUGACAUUUACCACAUCCACAACCUCGUAUUAGACGUCCUAUUCGUGGGUGGAGCCUUCUACAAGAAGGCCGCGAAUCAGCUGAGUGUGAAGCCAGACUUUAAGAACAACUUCUUCGAGAACACGUUGGAGAAACCACCUUCAAUUCGAGGUUGUAUCGCUGAGAUCAGGGUCGGAGGUGAGGUGCUGGAUCUGGAGAGGAUGUUGAGGACUCAAAACCAGAUUAUUCUUGCUGAUACGGAGCGACCGGUCUUCAGCAUUGAGGUAAAAUGGGAUUCUUUGAGUUAUUCUUUGGAAAAAAUAUUGAUUUUCUAGGGAUUUUAAAGAAAAAUACAGCUUAAAAGGCAUUUUUAAUGGAUUUUUAAUGAAAAAACGAUGUUUCAGUAGACUUCUAAAAAAUGUGUCAUCAUGACAUGGUUAGAAUAAGCAUUAUAUGAAUAGAAAACAAGAUUUUACUGUUUGUCUGUAAUUAAAAAUUACGGAUUUUAACUUUUGAAAAAUUUUUAAAAAAUGUGUCAUCAUGACUUGUUUUAAAAAAGCAUCGUAUGACGAGAAAAAACAUUUUACUGUUUUGCUACAGUCAUAGAUUAAGGAUUUAAAUUUUGGAAAAUUUGUAAGAAAUGUGUCAUCGUGACAUGGUUUAAAGUUCGUCACUAUGACAUGAAUAAAAGUUAUUCUACGGCUAAAAAAUAAAGUUUUAUUAAAUUUUAGGGCUUAAAAAUUACGAUUAAAAUUUUGAGGUUUAUGAAAAAUAUGUCAUCUUUUCAAAAAAUAAUGCGUCAUGAUGACAAGAUUAAAAUGUCAUAAUAUGACGAAAAAAUAAUGUUUUAUCAGACAUUAGGUCUUAAAAAUUGCGAUUAAAAAUCUUUUUUUGGAAUUUAUAAAAAAUGUUUCAUCUUUUGAAAAAAUAUGUCAUCUUUUUUAAAAUGUGUCAUGAUGACAAUUUUUUUAGCUGUCUUUGACAAUUUUUUGGUUUAUUUGAUAUUUUUUUUUUAAUUUCAAUUAUAAAUGACUAAAUUUUCUCAAAAUUUUAGCCCGGCUGCUUGGACUGCACCCAACUCCUGGACCUGUGCAAGGGCGCACCCUGCCGCGCUCUCUCACCGUUCCAUUCGAAAACUCCGAUCUGUGAUUGUGCCAAAGACUUUUCGGUUCGAUCAGUGCUAGACGGGUCUUGUCAAGGCCAAGAGAUGGACGUCUACAAGCCAGCCGCGCUGAAGUUGACGGAUUCUGAUGAAGUGAUCAUCAGACAACCGUUGGGAUUCAUUAAGAGAAGUGUCGUGGACAAGAUAUGGACUUUGUUGAGGUUCCCGGAGACUGAAAGUGAUCUAGUGCCUAUCAUUAACUUUGGGGAGUGAGUUUGUUUGAUAUCGAGUGGUAUUUUGGGGAGUUUUGGUCGAUUUUAGGGAGUUUUGAUGAGAAAAGGGACAUGUUAUACGAUGAAAGGUGUUUUAUAAAAAGUAUUUUUUUAUUUUUUUUGAAGAUAUAGGUUUAAUAUGAGAUAUUGAUACUGCUUUUAUCGUAUUUCUUGCAAUUUUAAAUCAACUUUUUGAGUUUUAACGAAAAACUGACUUUUUAUACGAUGAAAGGUGUUUUCAGUAGAAUAUGACUUUUUUUUUCAUUGACUGAAUUGAAAAUGGAAUUUUUUUACGAUAAGUGACCUUUUUAACAUUUUGAAUCACAGAUUUUGCCUUUUAUGUUUAGGGUAUACGAAGAAACAUGUUUCAUGUCACCUUUAUAAAAUAUUUGGAACUGAUAGUGUUUUGGAAAGAUAUUAAGAUUCUAUGACAUUAUUUAUGCGGUAGAUUUUAUAUUUUUGCAUUUUUGUGAUUUCGAGGACAUUUUUUACGAAAAAACAUGUUUUAUCAGGAAACGUUUCAUCGUAUAACAUGUCACCUUUGUUUAAAAUUUUAAAAAUGUCUAAAGAUGGGUUUGAAAUGAAAAGAUUUUUACUUUCAUUUUUUUUAAUUUAAUUUUUUUUUUAAAUUUAAAAGUUACAGUAUCCAAAUCCUGGUGGCCGAUUACGGUACGCGUGCAGUCGUCGAUAUUGGUGGAUAUCGAGAAGAAUUCACAGUCAAACACCGCGACGAACGUCUUCAUUUGAUCAGCAUCGAGAGGAACCCAACUCUGUCAGCAUCGAGUGUCGGCCGCACACUGACAGUUCGAAUCGAUGGUGAUAAGCGGGAGGUCCGGAUGAAAGAUAUACCAAUUCAUGCUGGCAGUGUACUCGAAAUCUCACCUGUACACUCGAAAGAUCAAGGCUUCUCCGGGUGUAUUAGCGGUGAGUUUUGAAUUUGUGUUUUUAAGAAUUUCAUUAUUGUUUUCAUAAUGACAGCUUUUUUGGAAAGAUGACAAUUUUUUUGGGAAAUAUUUGAUUUGAGUUUUUUCGACUUUGAAACAUGUAACGGUUAACAUUUUAUGUCUAUUUUGAAGUGUUUAAACUCUGUCAUUAUGACAUAUAUUUUGAAAGUUAUUAUGACAUGUUUUUUCGAAAUUUUCUUACAAUUUUUGUCAGAGGGCUUUGAUUAAUGAAAAACGAUUUUAUGACUUUUUUGAAGCUUUAAAGUAUAGUCAUCAUGACACGUUUUUUGGAAAGAUGACACAUUUUUCUUACAAUUGUAAAAAAAAACUUUUGUGUAUAGCCUUUAUAAACUAAAAGUUGAUAAAAUGAUUUUUUCGGCAGUUUUAAUAUACUUUUUUAAUUAUGUCAUCAUGACACAUUUUUGGAAGGAUGACAUGUUUUUUUCAAAAUUUUUUAAAAGUUUUUGCCAGAGGGAUUUGAUUUAUAAAAACUAUAUUUUGACGAUUUUAUGACGGUUUUGAAGUUUUAAAUUAUUGUCAUCAUGACAAAUUUUUUGGAAUUUUUAAAAAUUUUUAUUUUUUUCGAAAAAUGUGAUUAAAAAUGCUGGAAAAUGACCUAAUAAUUAAAAAAAUAAAAAAUGGUACUAAAAUUGAAUUUUCAGGGCUGUCAAUCGCAUUUGCAUACGACGAAGACACGAUCUUUGCCACCAAGCUUGAUGUACAUCAAGAGAACCAGCACGAACUUCUCUCCAACAUCAUCUACAAGCCCACAAUGCCACCAAACGUGACCAAACUUCUCAUGUUCGGCGACACAUGCGGUAUCAGAGACCCAACUCUAUGGAACGACAACAGCACCACUCUGGGACUGGUUGGAGUCUACGAUCCGGAUGGUACCUCACAUGUCUUCAACUCGGAACGAACGCCACUAAUCAGCCUGAUUGUGACAAUAUUAUUGAUACUGGUGGUCGUGUUUUUGAUUCUGGGAUGGUGCUACAAACGAGGAAGACGACAUGUUUACAAAACUACUAUAACAAGCGGUUAUACACCUGGUAAGGGCUAUUAUAAUAAAUUUUUGAAGUGUUUUGAAAGUUUAUUUAUUUUUUGGUAGAUUUUUUUUUAAAUUGUGGUUUUAAACAAAAAAAGAGAGUUUGCAGCUUGCGCGGACCAAGUUAUACGAUGAAACGUGUUUUUCUUUUUUAGUUUUUUUAUUUCUUGAUGAACUGUUUAUGACUCUUAUGGUUUAGAAGUGAUAAGGAUGUCAUUAUAAUAUGAGAUGUUUAAAAAAUAAUGGCAUUUUAAGCAAAAAAGAGCGUUUGCUGCUUGCGCUUACUAACUUAUACGAUGAAAUGUGCCCUUUAAGUUAGUUGGAGUUUUUUUUUAAAUAUAAGUUCUGUAAUUGAUAAAAAAGAACACUGUUAAAAACGUUUUAGGAAAAUUGCGUUAUUUUGAGAAAAAACGAGCGAUUGCAGCCUGCGCGGAGCAAGUUAUACGAUGAGACAUGUCUUUAAGCUUUUUACGUGACUGUUUAUGAUGUUGAUGGUUUAGAAGUGAUAAGGAUGAAAUUAUAAUAUAACAUAUUUAAAAAGUAAAGGAAUUUAAGCUAAAAACAGCGUUUGUAGCCUGCGGAAGACAUGUUAUACGACAAAACAUGUUUUUUGAAUUUUCGUUUUUUACAAUUAAUGAUUAUUUAUGUUAUAGCUGAUGAAAAGCUUCUGAUGAAUGGCGAUAAUUACACAGAUGGCACUUCCAACGGUUCUCCACCACCAAAAAUUCGACCAGACUUUGGAGAUUUGUCACCAAAUUCACCGCCAAGACCAGUUAUCAUUCCAGGACGACCUGUGAUUUUGGAAGAAAAGGUAACAUUUUGUUUUUGAUGUCUUUUACGUUAAUGUAAAGUUUAAAUUUUGUCAUUUUGUUGCCUAAAAGUUUAGAAAAAGGUCAUUUUUAACGAUUUUUAGCUAAUUUUUGGCCGUUUUUCAGUCAAAAAUGCCAUUUUUAAUUGACAAAAGCUAAUUUUAGACGCCAGAGUACCCGUCAAACAGAGCCACAAGACCAGUAGCAGUACGUCGGAUCCCGCCUUCAGAAUCUCCAAGUCCACCAUCGUCGACCAAGGCUCCAAUUGUUCGGACUGACGAUGUUUAG